GGUACGGCACAUUUCUGUGUUGGUGGGGAGUGGGCGCAUAUGCGUAUACAUUAAAGGAAAGAGAGUUUUUUUUUCCCCCUUGCCAUACUUUCCAGUUCGCGUGUCACCAUUUCCUCCAAAAACGAGCCGGAUUUUUUAGCGCGAGCUUCCCGGGUGCUCCACAGCAAGCGAGUAAUUGGCGCGGUCGUGGGCAUCGUCAUGAUCGUGGCGCUGGUCAUCGCAAUUCCGCUUCUGAUCCAGACCUCCGCGGUUGCAGCGCACUACGAAAUGAUGGGCACUUGUCGGAUGAUCUGUGAUCCGUACAACCCCAAGCCGAGCGCCACGGCGCUGGAGGUGAUGCAGGAUCUCAGCGCCAUCCCACCGUCUUUCGCUCAAGGGACUAGAGGGGAUCCGGGCCGCCCGGGCAAACCGGGACCCAGGGGUCCACCUGGAGAACCGGGUCCACCUGGUCCAAGGGGACCACCUGGAGACUCCGGAAAACCUGGAUUUACGGGCAUCGCAUCAGGAACGGCGAGGACCGAGACCGGAGACGUCGGUCCGGCGUUGGGGAACAUCAAGAUCGCGUUUUAUGUGGGUCUCAAGAACCCCCACGAAGGCUACGAGGUGCUCCGGUUUGACGAUGUUGUGACAAAUGUGGGAAACCACUACGAUCCCACGACUGGCAAGUUUACGUGUCAGGUGUCGGGGAUUUACUACUUCACUUACCAUGUGCUGAUGCGCGGAGGGGACGGAACGAGCAUGUGGGCAGACCUCUGUAAAAACGGACAGGUUCGGGCGAGCGCCAUCGCGCAGGACGCGGAUCAGAACUACGACUACGCCAGCAACAGCGCCGUGCUGCACCUGGACUCCGGCGACGAGAUCUACGUCAAACUCGACGGCGGAAAGGCGCACGGAGGAAACAACAACAAAUACAGUACAUUUUCUGGUUUCAUUCUGUAUCCGGACUGAGCUGCCCCCCCUGCUUCGCCUCGAGCUGACUGUUAAUGAAUCUCCUCUCUCCGCGCGGCGCACUCUCUCGGCACUCCAUUGUCAUUCCUGUCUGUAGCGUCGUUGGGGAUAUAAGGGUCAUCCGAUCUCAGCGCCAGUGUGAGAAUGUGUUGUCUGAAUUUGUCCCUUUCUGUUUAACGAUGUCUUGUGUUUGGCUAUUAUACCCAAAUAAACGGAAUGCGUCCGUUGCGCGCAGGAUGGGGACGAGGACGCAGUACUCAAACGAUUAUUUAUUCUGUAAUUGUUCUCUAGGUGAUUUUUGCUCAAAUGAAAUUAUCCUCCUACAUUUAUGAGCCCCUAGCGUGAAACAGUUUCUGGUGUUGGACAGAUUGGCUUCGUGUAGAUAAUUUGGUUUAAAUCUGGAUGAGAAAAGUUUGGAAUAGUUCACCCCCCCAAAAAAGUUUGCCCACUCGUGUUGUUCCAAACAUGCACGACUUUCUUCUGUGUGACCCGAAACGACUUACUUUGUGAAAUUUCAUCCCAUCACAAUAAUAGUAAAUGGGGUUUAAAGUUGUUUGCACCCGCAGCAAAAUAUGUGUUUGUGAUCUACAACAGAAAGAAGAAAGUCAAAAGAUUUGGAACGACCCGAGGAUGAGUCGAUGCUA
Puntigrus tetrazona (Sumatra barb) is the source of this 1592-nucleotide messenger RNA. RefSeq names its product complement component 1, q subcomponent-like 2 (gene c1ql2). NCBI's taxonomy places the organism in Eukaryota, Metazoa, Chordata, Actinopteri, Cypriniformes, Cyprinidae. Bases 199 to 948 code for a protein of 249 amino acids. The transcript is spliced from 2 exons. The record is from RefSeq and is a predicted model, not a curated record. Gene Ontology annotation, molecular function: protein binding.